Molecule: messenger RNA, 2235 nt
Organism: Castor canadensis (American beaver)
Lineage: Eukaryota; Metazoa; Chordata; Mammalia; Rodentia; Castoridae
Gene: Wdr73
Product: WD repeat domain 73
Biological process (GO): cytoplasmic microtubule organization
Cellular component (GO): cytosol; spindle pole
Molecular function (GO): protein binding
Source: RefSeq, a predicted model, not a curated record
ACUAUGGAUCCCGCGGAGGACUGGCUGGUGGAAUCCCUGCGCUUGUACCAGGAUUUCCAUGCCUUUGACCUCGCAGGAGCCACUCGUGUCCUUGAAUGGGUUGGUGACAAAGGAGUCUUUGUUGCUGGCUAUGAAAGCCUGAAAAAGAAUGAAAUUCUUCAUCUGAUACUACCUCUCAGACUUUCCGUAAAGGAAAACCAGGGCUUAUUCCCGGAAAGAGAUUUUAAAGUGCGCCAUGGGGGAUUCUCAGACAGAUCUGUCUUUGAUCUAAAACAUGUGCCAGAUACCAGGUUGCUAGUGACCAGUGGACUUCCAGGGUGCUACCUGCAGGUGUGGCAGAUCGCAGAAGACAGUGAUGUCCUCAAAGCCGUCAGCACCAUUGCUGUGGAUGAGGAUGGGUGUCUCUGGCCCAGGGUAGCCAUCUUUCCCUCCACGGCCCCCGGAGUCCUUCACGGUGUGCGGCUCAGUGACCUGAAGAUUGCAGACCUAGAAUCCCAGAAGAUCACGUACUGCUCAGGUGUCAGUGACAGGGAGGAGCUGAGUAGCCUGCAGGUCCUGGAUGCAGACACCUUUGCUUUCUGCUGCACCUCUGGCCGGCUGGGCCUCGUUGAUACCCGCCAGAAGUGGGCAUCCGUGGAGAAUCUCAGCCCCAGCCCUGGGUCUGCUGGAGGGAGAUGGUGUGCAGAAGUUAAGGACAGGGGCCAAGGUACUGGACCCUGCAUCGCCAGCCUUGGCUCAGAUGGGCAGCUCCGUCUUCUUGACCCCCGGAAUCUCUGUCAUCCCGUGAGCUCAGUCCAGUGCCUGGUGCCAACACCCAGCCCCAACCCAGAGCUGCUGCAUGUGACCUGGGCCCCAGGCCUGGACAACUGCUUGGCCAUUUCAGGUUUUGAUGGCACAGUCCAGGUCUAUGAUGUCACGUCUUGGGAUGGAAAGGGGAGCCAAGCAGAGCCUCUGUUCACUCACAGAGGCCACAUCUUCCUAGAUGGAAAUGAGAUGGACACUGCUCCUCUGGUCACCACCCAUACCUGGCACCCCUGCAAACCCAGGACUUUGUUAUCAGCAGCAAGCGAUGCCUCUGUCCAUGUGUGGGACUGGGUGGACCUCCGUGCCACCUGCUGACACCAGCACCCUCCACCCUGGCCUCUGGAGGAACAGCUGCUCGAGUGGAGAGGACACUGAUGCAAGACUUAGAGACCCUAGUCGGUGCUCCCAGUGUGUGGCCUCAGGCAAGUCAGCAGCCUUUCUUGGCCCCAGUUUUAUCUUUUUUUUUUUUUUGUUUAAUUUGUUUGUUUGAGAUGGUCUCCAGAGCCUCCUGCCUCAGCUUCCCAUGUGCUGGGAUUAUAGGCGGGUACACCACACCUGACUGACCUCUAUUUUCUUUUCUUUUUUUGGUGGGUCUGGAGUUUGAAUGCAAGGCUACACACUUGUAAAGCAGGUGUUCUACUGCUUGAGCCAGACCACCAGUCCAUUUUGCCCUGAUUAUUUUGGAAAUGAGGUCUUGUGAACUGUUUGCCUGGGUUGGCCUAUGGCACAGUAAACUAUUUGGUGGCUGCUAUUCGAUCUGGGAGCACCGCCUCCUCCAAGUGUAAAGUGGUAGCAUUCUGUCCCUGUCCUUGUCACGGUAUUGUAGUGAGACUCAGAAGAGCUCAUGAAUGCAAAUGUGUUGUGUGGACCUCUUUAUAGAAAAAAAUGUGUAAGAGCCAAUUAACACGAAAGGGAGUCAGCCCAGUGACAAGGAGCAUUUAAGGCAGGAUUGUGACAUCUUUGCCAAUCAAAGUGCCUGGUGUUAAAAGGUUUUCCCUUUGAACAGCUGACAGGAGCCAUGAUGCUUAGGGCAGAGGAAGGAGAGGAGUGUCAGGUUCCUUGUCCCGGCUGGCACCACACCUGGUCCAGCUGAGCCACAGGGAAUAUGCGCAGCCUACUAUAUGGCAGUUACAUUUUCCUAGUCUUGCCCUAUUACAGAUAGCCUGCUGAACACCUUGGCACCAUGAGCAGUGUUUGAGGAUAAAUUUCCAAAACCCAGCUCACUGGGGCAGAGGAUAUAUGGCUUUUAGGUUUGUAAACACUGCCAAGGGGCCUUCCGUACAGGUUGUGCCAUUUUCUGUUUCCACCAACAGCGAUGUUCUGCCUCUGUCCCUGUCCACGCUAACAAAGUGUUCAGUGGCCCUGUGGCCCUUGCCAGUCUAAUAAAUGGAAGCUCAGUGCCUGUAGCUUUAGUUUGUAUUUCUUUUAUAG